UCCUGUCCAGGGAGGCAAGGAGGGAGGGAGGGGUAGUACCUGCACACCGACGCGGCUCUGGAGCCUUUCCAAGGCCAGCAGCAGGUUUGCUGAGACGCCACCCUGCUGGGGAAUGCACCUGCCCGGGCGAGAGGUGAGGGCUUGCAGCCUAUCGCCAGCGCUGCCCGCGCCGCACCAGGAAGGGGAGCCGGCAGGAGCACCUGUUUCUUGACAGGCGGUUGCUGGAGAAAGGGAAGAGAUUUUCCCCGUGAGCUCCCUCGUUACCUUGAUCCAGUGGAAGGAGAGUCAGGAAAAACCACUGCUGCCAGCCAGGAGCAGGGAACAGUGCUGGGCUGUCGGGUGCGGGCAGCGUCUGCUGCAGCAAAUCUUGACAGACUCUCCCAGUCUCCAUGAUGCUCACAAAGUCCACAUAGCUGCAUAAAACCUUUCCAAAGAUGUAAGCACUGCAGGAGCCUGUCCCACCCCCAGGCUUCCCCUCCUGAAUGCUGUGGAUAAAAGACACAGGAAAGAAAGGACACAGCCCUGGGUGUUCUCUUAUGGUGCUGCUCAGGGGAUGCUCCACGAUGUCCUGCAGCCCUGCCUGGGGCGUGGACUCAGCCCCAGCACAUGGACCAUAGCUCUUCAAGUGGCACUGCUGCAGAAGGGAGCUCCACCAGGCUCCAGAGAAUGAGACAGAGGCGUCCCUGCUUGAGAAAUGCAGCUGCCUUUGAAAUUGCUGCUGCCUUGACCCUCCACAUCGCUGUAAGGGUGUAGAUUCAUCUGUGCAACUACCCCACCGUGCCCUCCCCAUCCAGCCGUCCACCAUGCCAGAGCUGGCAGAACUGAGCAGCCCCCGCACCCCUGUGGAUGCAGACCACAUCCAGAGGAACAUCUUGGAGGAGCAUGUGGAGCUCUGGUGGUUCCAGGACCCCAAGAAGUCCAUCCUGUGCUAUGGGAUGGCUGUGGUGCUGAUUCUGGCCUGCGGGAUUGGUGGCAUCAUCCUGCUGUACAGCACCAGCAGCCGGUCUGGGGAGUGGAGGCUGGCUGUGGGCACCACGCUCUGCCUCCUGGCCCUGCUCGUGCUGCUGAAGCAGCUGCUGAGCUCUGCAAUCCAGGACAUGAACUGCAUCCGCAGCCGGGAUCAGAUCGAGCUCCUGAAGAGCGGGGGCUUCUCGGACUGCCUGGUGCUGCUGCUCAGCGCCCUGGUGCUGGUGGUCUGUGGGGUCGUGCUCACCAUCCUCUCCACCACGACCAUGCAGCUGAGCCCUGCACGGCCGCUGGCCAGCAUGUUCACCAGCGGGGUUGUCCUCCUGACCGCUGGCAGUGCCAUCCUCCUCUGCCUGCUGCUCUACCUGCUCUGCACCUCCUGUCGCCAGGCUGCUCCUCGGAGCCUGGAGGCCGGUGAGAUCCGUGUCUUCACCAUCUCUGGCCGUCUCGCUGCGAACAGGCGGCUUCCUCCCACCUCCAGCAUGGCCAACCUGAUCUGACCCAGGACACCCCUGCGUGAGCCUCACUGGAUACAACCCAUCAACAGGGCUUGUGCCAGCCUUUCCUGAAGGAAGGGUGAGCGUUGCAGUGUGCCUUUGCUUCUUUCGGAGAUGACUGGCAUUUGCUUUGCCCCAAGCUGACGGCACAGCAGGGACUUGGGGUGUGUGAAUGGGCUCUUGACCUGACGCGUUAGGAGCACAGCACUGGCCUGGCUGGUGUUUUAUCUCCACAAAGCCUCCUGUGGCAGCUGCUGCCCACCCGGCUGUGAUCCCUGUCACAAAGUUAAGGUGAGCCUGUCCUGUAUCCCUGGGGACCCCAGAACUUGCUUGGUUCCUGCAGUUCCCAGAGCUGUGUCAUGUGCUCUCCUGGCAGGAGAGGCUGUGAUUGCAGGUGGUAUAAAACCACCCUGUGCUUUGUGCAGAGCCGCCAACUCCUGAGCAAGGUAGAGCCUCUAGCAGCUGAUGAAUGGCAGGAAAUAUUCUGCAUGUCAGCAGGCAUGCAGCGCAAGUGAAGGGAGCUUGGUGGGAGGUACAGCUGCAGGGGCUGCUCCCGACAAAACAUCUGCGCGUCUGUGGGAGCGAGCGUGGGAUCUUCAUGGGAUGUCUGUGCCAGAGCCCCAGCAUGGCUGGACCCCACAUGAAACGCUGUUUGUGUUUGCAAUGCCAGGAUCUGUUUCAAUGUUACAUUUCGGCAGCCCACCACCUUCUGUGGUUUAUCAAAGGGGUGAUCAAAGGGUGUUGGUGUCAGCCCUGACGGGUUAUCAGUCUGGACUGUGCUGGGGCUCUGUUAUCAUGCCAAAGUGCUCCAGCCACAUGAGCCACAAGCCACAAGGUGCAGUCACUGGGGGAUGGUGAAGGGAACAUGCUGCUCUGCAAGGGUGGUGCGAGGCGGGAGUGCUGUUGCCCUCUGACAGGAGUUUCCCAAGCAAGAGGCACCCCUGCUGCCGCAGGAGCGCUGCAGCUCAAGACAGUCCCUGCCUGUUCUGUCUCCCAAAGUGCUGCAGCUGCUGUGGGGCAGAAAAGGUCUUUUGAUACCACUUGGGCCUUACCUGGAGCUUUUUUUAGUGUUUUUAUCUCUAGAAGGUAGCUAUCACUGAGGUGUCUUUCCCAGAGGCAGAGUAACAGCUCGCCUCGGGAGCUUUUCCUGUGACUUGAGGCUAAUUUACCUGUCAAAAUUCUUAUUUGCUCCAUGUACCCAUGAACCAUUUCACAGUCCUUUCCACAGACACAGAUCCUAACCUCCUAGCAAAGCUGCUUCUGCACAACGUUCUUUUCAUCUUCCAGUCUGCUCCUGUCUCCCCCUCACAUAAACUGCUCUGCCUCAGCUGUUAUUUUUGCUCAUUAUUUGCUAAAUUCGCUCUGUAAUGGAACUAUUAUUUUUUGGUGCCUGGUAGAAAAUUUAUUGGAAGAGGAUAGUAGCUCAUUCUGUUAGUAACAGCACAAAUCACUGUCCAUAUUACACCUGGAGGCAGUGUCAGAGUUCAGCAUCAAUGAACCCCACCAGCUAUACGCUGGACAAUGAGGACUUCAUCCCUUUCCAGCUCCAGACCACACUGUCCCCAACAUACUCAGGUAGCAUGAGGGCAUUUCUGUAUUCAUCCACUCUUGUUCUGCUCCUGAUGGAUUUCCUUCCACAGAAGCCUUGGAUUUUUUUCCCCCAAAGUACAGGAACAUCAUUUUAGCUUUUAUUUCUGGAUCUCUGUUAUUUCUACAUUUUCCUUUGCCACUUUCACAUCAUCCAUAGAUUUUAUUAAACUGCUGUUUCCUCAUCUCUUUGCAUCACUUCCCUCAAUCUGCCCAAGAGCUCAGAGGGUGAUACCAAGCUCAGGUCUUUCUGUGCUAAAUCCUAUGCGAAGCAAAAAGCUGUCCUUCCUUUCCAGGCUCUGAUGCCAGGUCCAUCAGGGACCCCUGUGUGUGCAUAGGGAGGGACAGGCCAGAGCUGGACAGUUUUGCACCAUCACCAUUCCUGCUGCUCGGCACAUCUGUGUUGGUGCAUGUGCAGUUAAGCCAGGCUGCACCACCUCUGCCUGUUGCAGUGCUUUAGCAGUUACUCCCAGCUCCCCUAACCUGCACAUGUGGACAGGCCGCAGCUGCCUGCACACCAGCUGUUUUGCACAUCUGGGCAUUUCUGUGAAGAUGUAUGACUGUGCCCAGCUUGCAGCUCCAUGCUGCCUGCAUGCUAAUGUGAAUCCUCCCCUCCAUAGCCCCUUCAAAAUGUGCACAAAGUGCUCAUGAAUUGUGUCAGAAAAUGAUGUUCAUGGGCUGCAACAGCAACCCAAGGAAAUAAUGUCUGAGCACAGGCUGUCCCUGAAGAUGGUGGUCUGGGUGUCUGGCUGUCCAGAUGGACAGCCUGCGCUGCCCCAGGCACUGGGCCACCUCUGCAGCAGCGGUACUGUCUUGUUCCUUUUUUAGUCCCUGUGUUGUGUAUGGAAAUACAUAAUAAAG
Molecule: messenger RNA, 3911 nt
Organism: Athene cunicularia (burrowing owl)
Lineage: Eukaryota; Metazoa; Chordata; Aves; Strigiformes; Strigidae
Gene: TMEM125
Product: transmembrane protein 125
Exons: 3
Coding region: 804-1466 (220 amino acids)
Source: RefSeq, a predicted model, not a curated record